Messenger RNA from Coturnix japonica (Japanese quail), 881 nucleotides. It is a transcript of the gene PPIL3, whose product is annotated as peptidylprolyl isomerase like 3. NCBI's taxonomy places the organism in Eukaryota, Metazoa, Chordata, Aves, Galliformes, Phasianidae. Gene Ontology annotation, molecular function: peptidyl-prolyl cis-trans isomerase activity. Gene Ontology annotation, biological process: protein peptidyl-prolyl isomerization; protein folding. Gene Ontology annotation, cellular component: catalytic step 2 spliceosome. The record is from RefSeq and is a predicted model, not a curated record.
CGGUGAUGCAGGUUGUGUUCCACUGUCUGCUGGGAGAAGGGGGAGCCGAGUGCUGUGUUUCCUUUGCAGGCAGUUGCUGUACACGCUCCUAUCGCAGCCUCUUGAUGAGCAGAUAUGGCUGUCACGCUACACACUGAUGUAGGAGACAUUAAAAUUGAGCUGUUUUGUGAGCGAACACCGAAAACAUGUGAAAAUUUCCUGGCUCUCUGUGCUAGUAACUACUACAACGGCUGUGUGUUUCACCGGAAUAUAAAGGGCUUCAUGGUUCAGACGGGGGAUCCAUUAGGCACUGGGAAAGGAGGAACCAGCAUCUGGGGCAAGAAGUUUGAAGAUGAAUUCAGUGAAUACCUAAAGCAUAGUGUUCGUGGGGUGGUUUCAAUGGCAAACAAUGGUCCAAAUACCAAUGGAUCGCAGUUCUUCAUCACUUAUGGCAAGCAACCACACCUGGAUAUGAAGUACACUGUUUUUGGGAAAGUGAUCGAUGGCUUGGAGACCUUGGAUGAGCUGGAGAAGCUGCCUGUGAAUGAGAAAACCUACCGACCUCUGAAUGACGUUCGCAUCAAAGAUAUCACUAUUCAUGCCAACCCUUUUGCUCUGUAGCCACCAACAGUUGUGAUGCAUUCUUUAGUGGCUGGUCAGACCGACUGCUGGCUGAUGGUGUUUGAUGCACUGUCAGACAGGGUUACAGAGCUGUGCUGUACCUCAGCACAGGGCUUUGGAAGCUGUGGUGUUUAUGAAUUGUUGCAGAGGAGCCUUGUGUUCCACAAGCCUGUGUUUCCAGGGUGUACAUUAACUUCUGUUGACUUGAUUUUGACUUCUAAGCAUUGCUUUUUAUACUUGUAAAGUAAGUCUUUUAAAUAUAUAUAUAUUUUUUUUGCAAA